AUGAAGCUCUCCAUCGUUGUACUGGGCACUGUGUUGGGAACAGCUCUGGCUGGUAUGCCAACUAUUGUCGCGAAGGGAUCCAAAUUUUUCUACAGCAACAAUGGCACCCAAUUCUUCAUUCGCGGCAUUGCUUACCAGCAGGAACACACGGGCACAGGCGACACGAAAUAUUCCGACCCCCUUGCGGAUCCAUCGGCUUGCAAGCGUGACAUCCCAUAUUUCACCAAGCUGCGCACCAAUGUGAUUCGGACAUAUGCCGUCGACCCAUCCAAAAACCACGAUGAGUGCAUGAAAAUGCUCGCUGAUGCCGGCAUCUACCUCAUCUCUGACCUCUCCUCUCCGACCGAAUCCAUCGAGCGGGGAAACCCCAAAUGGGAUCUUGAUCUCUACAAGCGGUAUACAAAUGUGAUUGACGCAUUCGCAAAGUAUGACAAUGUUAUUGGAUUUUUCACCGGAAAUGAGGUUGCCAAUGCCAAGGAGAACACGGCAGCCAUUGCCUUCGUCAGGGCAGCAGUCCGAGAUAUGAAGGCCUACAUCAAGCAGAAGAAGUACCGCGACUCAUUAGCAAUCGGAUACUCUACCGAUGACGAUCAGUCAGUUCGUGCCGAGGUCGCAGAUUACCUGGUCUGUGGAGACAAGGACAGCCAGAUUGAUAUGUUCGGCUACAAUAUCUAUGAAUGGUGUGGGAAGUCUUCCUUCAAGGAGUCUGGCUACGAGGAACGUACCAAGGAAUUUUCCAAUUACCCCGUUCCCGCCUUCUUCUCGGAAUACGGAUGCAACAAUCCUCGACCUCGGCCAUUUGAUGAUGUUCCAGUGCUCUAUAGCGACCAAAUGAAUGAUGUCUGGAGCGGCGGCAUCGUGUACAUGUACUUCCAGGAGGAUAACGACUAUGGCCUGGUCACCCUGGAUAAGUCGAAAAUCAACACCAUGUCGGACUUCAACAGUUUGUCGUCUCAAAUUCAGAAGGCGACCGCAACGGGUGUGAAAAGUGCCGACUACCGCCCGACUGCCAGUGCGCGAACCUGCCCCAAGGUUGGGGACGAUUGGCAGGCCAACGCCCAAGACCUUCCACCAGCCCCCAAUGCCGAUCUCUGCGGGUGUAUGGAAGAAGGUCUCACAUGCGUUGUCAAGGACUCAGUGUCGGAACAGGAGUAUGGAAAACUUUUCGGAAUGAUCUGCGGCAAUGAAGGUGUCUGUGAUGGGCUGGCCCGUGAUGCAAUUAAAGGAAAGUUCGGUGCCUACGGCAUGUGCAGUGCCCGGCAGCAACUCUCGUUUGUCCUCAACCAAUAUUACCAGCAACAGAGCAAGGAAAACCGGGCUUCGGCGUGCGACUUCAAGAGAGCCGCCUCCACCAAAAAGGCGAUCAAGCCCACAGGCACCUGCUUGUCGCUGCUGGGACUGGCCGGUUCUGCUGGUACCGGUACAGUCUCGUCGAAGCCAACCGGUAGUGGCACUGGCAGUGGUAGUGGCAGCGGUAGUCACAGUAGCAGCUCCACCACAUCGGACUCUGCUGCUGGGCUCAUGGUAGCACCUCGAUCGGUUCAGGCUGGUGCUUGGCAAAUCGGGGCCUACUUGGUGACGGCGAUGGUGGCAGGUUUUGGCAUGAUCUUCUUGUGA
This is a messenger RNA of Aspergillus nomiae NRRL 13137, 1617 nucleotides long. Its product is annotated as glycoside hydrolase family 72 protein. Gene Ontology annotation, molecular function: 1,3-beta-glucanosyltransferase activity. The record is from RefSeq and is a predicted model, not a curated record. The transcript is spliced from 4 exons. Gene Ontology annotation, biological process: fungal-type cell wall (1->3)-beta-D-glucan biosynthetic process. The coding region runs from base 1 to 1617 and encodes 538 amino acids. Gene Ontology annotation, cellular component: cytoplasm; fungal-type cell wall. Lineage: Eukaryota; Fungi; Ascomycota; Eurotiomycetes; Eurotiales; Aspergillaceae.